Molecule: messenger RNA, 735 nt
Organism: Aspergillus aculeatus ATCC 16872
Lineage: Eukaryota; Fungi; Ascomycota; Eurotiomycetes; Eurotiales; Aspergillaceae
Exons: 3
Coding region: 1-735 (244 amino acids)
Biological process (GO): protein phosphorylation
Molecular function (GO): protein kinase activity
Source: RefSeq, a predicted model, not a curated record
AUGCGCCAUUCGUUGGGCGCAUCCAACACAGUCAAUGACAGCAAAAUCUACCGGUGUUUGACACUUUUGGCGAUCAAAAGCUUCAAGUGCUUUAGACCUCGAGAGGGAAAUGUUCUCAUGUUAACGAAUACAUCAGCAAUGCGAUUCAUCUCGCAAAAUACAUCCAUCCCGGUUCCAAAGAUCUUCUGCGCAUUCACACGUUCCGGGGUGACUUACAUUGUGAUGAAAAGGAUCAAAGGCGAUAUUAUUGGCAACGGCUGGGUAAGACGAAGUGAGGAAUCAAAAGCCAAGCUUCUCUCAGCUCUAGCAAAAACGAUUCGUGAGAUGCGGGAUCUCCGGCCCCCCGAAGGCAUGGGGGUUGCUUCAGUUGAUGGUGGAUCGUUACAUGACUGCCGUAUAUCAGGCCCUUCUUUGGAUUUUGGGCCUUUUGCCACAAUUCAGGACUUUCAUCGUCAUCUACGAAUGGGAUUGGAGUUUAACUCUAAACUUCACCCGUUGACCUUUACUCAUGGUGACCUCAGCAGCCUUAAUAUUCUUGUUCGCGAAGACGAUAUCGUUGGCAUCAUUGACUGGGAGACUGCUGGUUGGCAUCCGUCAUAUUGGGAAUACACUUCUGCCGACCAGGUCAACCCCCAGAACUCCUUUUGGGUCCAUGAGAUUGACAAAUUCCUGGAGGCAAUGCCUGAAGAACUGGCUAUGGAACGACUCCGUCAGAAAUGGUUUGGAGACGUCUAG